Molecule: messenger RNA, 671 nt
Organism: Dendronephthya gigantea
Lineage: Eukaryota; Metazoa; Cnidaria; Anthozoa; Malacalcyonacea; Nephtheidae
Exons: 3
Coding region: 22-324 (100 amino acids)
Source: RefSeq, a predicted model, not a curated record
UAUUUCAAUUUCGAAGGCAAUAUGUCCGACAAAGAACCAUCUUUUGGACUGCCAAAAAACUGGGAUAAAAUCCCAGAAGAGGAAAGAAAGCUACUUCAGAAACCUUUGAUCUUCCCAAAUAGCGAAAAAUUAUUCAGAAGAUUUACUGUUGGAGCAACGUUGGCAAUGACAUUAUACAUGGUCUUUUUUCAUGAAUACCGAUCGUCUGAUCAUUGUUUUCAGCCAAUAAGGCAGUGGGUGGCAAAACAGAAAGAAAAUUUCUUUACGUUGAACCCAGAAGAUAUGAAAUAUGUGGAAGAACAGAAGCAGAACUUGAAAAAAUGACAACAGAAUGAAUAUUAUUGAAGAUGGAUUAAUUGGAUGAUGUUUGUUGAAUCCUCGUCAAUGUUUGAGCAAGCUACCACCUUCUCCUCCGAAAGAUACAGGUUGUCUCGAAGUGCAAGUAAGAUGCUGUUUAACCUUUUGGGGCCGGUUGUUCGAAAGGCGUUUAGCUUAAACGGUGGAUAAGCAUCGAAAUAUUUCAGCUCAGUUGUUCAAUAAAUAUAUAGUUUUGCUUUCCAUUUAUCCACUGUUUAAGCUAAAUGCCUUUUGAACAACCAGCCCCAGGCCAAUUGUAACCAUCAAAAAAGUUGAGAAAAAUUGUUUAGAAUAGUUAUUAAAUGGCAAUUUCA